UCACCGCGCGAGGUCUCCAAUAUCAAUUCGGAGUUUGUCCGUCACUCCUGCCGACCCUUAAGAGUGGGAUAGGUUGCUCUUCCGCUCCUGGCGGUUAGACAGCCCUGAAUUAGCUCAACUAUGAUCGAUUGGCAAUUGUAAUUAAUCGUAUUCAACGAAACGGCUCUUUUCGAUAUCAGGAUGAACGUGAAAAAAUAUAUUCAUCCAAGGAAUAAAUACAAGAAACCGCCGGAUUACAAGCAACUCGCGGUCUUGUAUCCGGAGUUUCGCAAAAUUGCAAUCAUGGACAUUGCGGGAAAAGUUAGAAUUGACUUUCAAAACAAGAAGAGUCUGCGUGUACUUACAGAGACACUUUUGAAGCAUGACUUUGAUCUACAUGUAAGUAUUCCACCAGACAAUCUGAAUCCAGCAAUCACUCUGCGCAUGAAUUACGUUCUAUGGAUAGAAGAUUUGAUGAAGCAUUUCAAAUUGGAAAUGGAUAAGAUUGCAGGCAUUGACAUUGGGACAGGAGCAAUUUGUAUAUAUGCUUUGUUGCUGGCAAAAAUCUACGGAUGUCAUGUAAUUGGCACAGAAGUAGAUAAGAAAAGCAUGGAAUAUGCAGAGAAAUGUAUAGCAAGAAACAACCUGCAAAAUUUAAUUAAAGUAGUUACAGUAAAUUCCGAUGGAAUUUUUAAGGAUGCGAUGGAAGAUGAUAAAAUUUACGACUUUUCGAUGUGCAAUCCGCCGUUUUUCGAGAGCGAUGACAAUGGCGAAAGAAUCGCGAAAGUUUUGCCACCGAGAAACGCGCCUAGCGGAAACGAUAGUGAAUUGAAAACCACGGGUGGCGAAAUAGCCUUUGUGACAAGGAUGAUAGAUGAGAGUAUCGAUUUGGGAAAUCGAAUAAAGAUCUACACUACGAUGAUAGGUAGAAAAGUCGAUUUGUUCGACCUUAAAAAACUAAUAAGAUCGAAAAAUAUAGAGAACAUAACAUGGACGGAGUUUUGUCAAGGUCACACAACACGAUGGGGUUUGGCUUGGAGCUUCCUACCAAAAAACGUUUUGGACCUGAGUAGCGCACCUGUUAUCAGAAAAAGUGGAAAAUCCAUUGUACAAUCCUUAAAGAAAGAUUCUAAAACUUUGAUAACAUUUCCUAAGAACGAUAAAUUUUCUUGUAUGGAAAAUUUAGUCAGUUUUUUAAGAACAACGGCAGAAGAAUUAAAUAUUAAAUUACAAGACCUAUCCAUUCCUGAAGAUAGUUCUGACAGCUGGUUAGGUCGAAUAACUGUUAGAGAGAAAUCAUGGGAGCACGCGCGCAGGAAACGACGUUUAGCGCAACAGAUUGCGCUGAAAAGAGUUAAAGAUAAAGAUGAAGAGCAUAACAAAGUGAAUGUAAAGACUGGAGAAUAUUCAAACUCUAUAUCUAUCAUAAAAGAACCUAAUGAUAUCAAGCAAGAUAAUAAAAAUUCUUCAGAUAAAAUAUCCUCAAUUAGGGCUGAAAAUGAAGAAAGUUCUGAUAAAAAAGUAUUUGAAUGCGUUCCAUUACUUACUUGUAAGCUCUGGAUAGAGAUUGAAAGUUCUGAAUGUGAAGAGGCAAUUGUUCAAAGUGAUAUAUUUAGGAUAUGGAUGAUAUUUGAAAAUGGAAGCGGCGGUUUGGACGCAUUACAAUCACUACGACAGUAUUUGAUAAAUAAAUUGGACGUAAGAGAAAAGAUUCUCGUUAAUCAAUCAAAAUCUGUUAAAAAAAGAAGAGAAAAGAGAAGGAAAAUUUCUGAUGAAGAUGUCGCUAUUCCAUUGGAACGAUUAUAGUGAGAAUAAAAAAGAUCCGUCUGGAUAAUAAACAAGACAUGCAGAAAGUAAAUUACUGGCAACUUCUUAAAUUAGAUCGACGCUGCAUUGUACAUAUAAAACGAUUUAUUUCAUGCAACAUGUUUAAGUCUGCUGUAACAGGAUGGUAUAUGUAAAUCAAAUCCGUAACUUUUUUUAUUUAUGUAUAAUAUUAUAGACCUUAUAAUUAUUAUA
Molecule: messenger RNA, 1998 nt
Organism: Formica exsecta
Lineage: Eukaryota; Metazoa; Arthropoda; Insecta; Hymenoptera; Formicidae
Product: U6 small nuclear RNA (adenine-(43)-N(6))-methyltransferase
Exons: 6
Coding region: 181-1785 (534 amino acids)
Biological process (GO): rRNA base methylation
Cellular component (GO): nucleus
Molecular function (GO): 23S rRNA (adenine(1618)-N(6))-methyltransferase activity
Source: RefSeq, a predicted model, not a curated record